AUGGUGCUGGUGGCGGACGAGCUGGUGCUGGUGGCGGACGAGCUGGUGCUGGUGGCGGACGAGCUGGUGCUGGUGGCGGGCAAGUUGGUGCUGGACGGACAUCCGACGGCAGUCGACUCGCGACGCGCUCCUUCGGCUUCGGAUCGCCCCGAGGCCGACAUUCUCCUCGCGCCGCCGCCAGAAGCCCAUCAGUCGGCCCCGCCGCGGACGGUGCACGAUGCUGUGCUAGAUGCGCUGCUGGGGGCGCUCAAGGCUGCGGCGGGUGAAAGUGAGUCCGAGUCGGCCUCUGACGCCGGCUGGUCCUCGUCGCUCUCGCGGUUUGCCACAGAGAGGUCCACCCGCCGCUGGCGGGAGGACUCGAGCUCGGGCUCGAGUUCGCCGCAGUCGCCGUCGGGCUCGGGCUCUAGCGCCGCACCGUCGUCGGUUCGUGGCGCACUGGGGAUACUUCCAUCGGCGAGUGACUGCCGCCGCGAUGGCAUGUCGCCCGUUCUUGGCUCUUUUGUGUAUGCCAGCCCAGCCGAUAGCUCGGACUUUCGCCAUGUCUGGCUCGAGUGGACUGGCGUGGUCCCGCCCGAGCUCCGCGCCCGGCUCCUCCGCCUUCCCCUUACCAUGCCGCAUCUUGUGGCGUCGAUGACGGUCGAGCUCAUCGCUGUCGUCGACCUCGUCGAGCUGGCGUACGUCUACGUCCGCGGCGCCGAUGACCACGAGGAAGGUAGUAGUGCUUUGACGCGCCGCAGCCCGCUGGCCGGCUAUGGCGUUUCGACGACGCAGGACCCACAGCUUGCCGACGUACUGGCUCUGGUCGCUGUGGCUGACACAGUGGUGGUGACCAAGAGCGACGUGCUUGGCGCCCAGAACCCGGCGCAGGGCCUUGUUGGCGUUGUGCAGGAGCUCCGCGGUAGUCCGGCAUCACUCUUCACCUUGGUGCCUGUGCCAGGUGGCGGCCACGGCCAGCUAGUCCCGUUCGACGGCGACGCCGCAGGGCCGCCACCGCUGGUUCCAUACCUCGCCUUCCGCGAGUUUAACUCGAACGUCGUAGCGCUCCGCUUCCGCCUCCCGCCGCUGCCCGAGGCGGCUCACGGCAAAGCACCGCCGUCACCAUCGGACGCUCGCCGCCGCGGGCGGGUUGUCAUCACCGCGCGGUUCACCCGGUGGCUCCGCGCUGCAACCACCCGCGCGCCUGAGCCCAGCUCCUCCGCUCCGCCGCAGAUAUUCUCGGUCACAGCCCUCGUCGCUUCAACCGCGCUUCCUGGCUCGGCCUGGCUAGUCGUGGCCCAGGGCGAGGAGGUUGUCCGCAUCACCGAGGUCGCCUUUGCCGACGGCGCCUGGGACGCACUCCGGAUCGGCGGCACCCAGAUCGGCGGCGUCGUGGUCGUCCGCGGCUGGCAUUGUACCUCAGCCGGCCUGCAAGAGGCAUGGCGUGCCACCCGUGAUGACGACUCUCAGCCACUCCUUGAGCUGUACGUCGUCUCCGACGUUGGCUCCUUGCAGAUCCUCGCCGACCUUGGCGUCUACCUCGCCAUGGCCGCCACCGCCGCCGUCCUCAUCGCGCCGCGCAAGGUCAUCGGUUUGCUUGGCCCCACCGCGUCGGCCAGCCUCGCCUCGGUUGAAGCCUCACUCCCGCUUCUCUCCACCCUUAUCGACAAGCCUGGUGCUGCUCUCUUUGCCCUCCUCCUCACCAUUCUCCUUUUCCACCUCAUCUCCAUCGUCGCAGAAGUCCUCAUCCAGCGCCGUCGUGCCACAUGA
Thecamonas trahens ATCC 50062 is the source of this 1746-nucleotide messenger RNA. RefSeq lists its product as uncharacterized. The record is from RefSeq and is a predicted model, not a curated record. NCBI's taxonomy places the organism in Eukaryota, Apusomonadida, Apusomonadidae. The transcript has 2 exons. The coding region runs from base 1 to 1746 and encodes 581 amino acids.